Aspergillus steynii IBT 23096 is the source of this 1837-nucleotide messenger RNA. RefSeq names its product phosphopantothenate--cysteine ligase CAB2. Gene Ontology annotation, cellular component: cytoplasm; nucleus. The transcript is spliced from 2 exons. The record is from RefSeq and is a predicted model, not a curated record. Bases 299 to 1474 code for a protein of 391 amino acids. Gene Ontology annotation, biological process: coenzyme A biosynthetic process. Gene Ontology annotation, molecular function: phosphopantothenate--cysteine ligase activity. NCBI's taxonomy places the organism in Eukaryota, Fungi, Ascomycota, Eurotiomycetes, Eurotiales, Aspergillaceae.
CAGCCGUCCAGAUAGAUUCCAGUCAUCGUUUUUUGCUCGUGUGUGAAGUCGUCUGCUUUGGAUACAUCCUCAGUUAGAUCUAGAUCAUCAGUGAGGAUUAUCUGUCGUGGUGAACUGAGGAAACUCAGCAGUUUCUGAGAAUCGACUCUUUCUUGAUUUCUCCCUCCCAGACCAGUCCCAUGUCGACGUGAGCGAAGCUCAAAUUAUAGAAAUCGUGUAUAUGGUGGAUUGAUAGAUACAUUGCUCAAAUAUACUACCUACAGCACAUUGAACGCUACCUACCAGACCCGCCUCGAAGAUGGCCUCGACCGCGCCAGAAAUGAACGCCGACGCCGAGUCGGGUUACUUCAACAACUUCCCGCCGCCCAAGUCCCUCCCCAAACACGAAGCCCUCGCUCGAGCGUUCAUCGACUAUCAUGUGGAAGCCAACCGGCGGGUGGUGCUCGUCACGUCUGGCGGCACCACCGUGCCGCUGGAAAACCAGACCGUGCGAUUCAUCGACAACUUCUCCGCCGGAACGAGAGGUGCCACGUCGGCCGAGUACUUCCUGCAGGAAGGGUAUGCGGUGAUCUUCCUACAUCGGCAGUUCAGUCUGCUGCCGUACUCGCGGCAUUACAGCCACUCGACCAAUUGUUUCCUGGACUUCAUGGACGAAGCGGCGACGGGGUCGGACCAGGGGCCCGUCAUGGUGCGCAACGAAUACCAGGACGAGAUGCGGGACGUGUUGAGGAAAUACCGAUACGCGAAGAAGAACAACCUUCUGCUGCUGCUGCCGUUUACGACGAUCGCCGAGUACCUGUUUGAACUACGGUCGCUGUCUCAAUUGAUGCGACCGCUGGGACCAAAUGCGCUCUUCUACCUGGCGGCCGCGGUGAGCGACUUUUUCAUCCCCCGCGAUCGCAUGGCCGAGCACAAGAUCCAGUCGUCCGAGCUGCCUCCAGAAUUCAGCAAGAGCGACGAAGCGAUCGACUCGUCGGACAUCUACACCGGCGGACUCGACGCCACGGCCCCCAGCAAUAGCAAGAAGCUGGUCAUCGACCUGGACCCGGUGCCCAAGUUCCUGCACCGGUUGGUGGACGGCUGGGCGCCCGACGGCAGCAUGAUCGUGUCAUUCAAGCUGGAGACGGAUCCCAACCUGUUAGUGUACAAGGCACAGACGGCCCUGAAACGGUAUUCCCAUCAUCUCGUUAUCGGGAACCUCCUCUCGACGCGUAAGUGGGAGGUGGUCUUCGUCACGCCCGACGCGCCGUACGAGCGAUGGAUUCGCGUGCCGAAAUCUCGACGCAGCAAGAGCAUCUCGGGCGCAGAGGACCAGGUUGGACUGGCCGAAGCAGCGGGCGGCCAUCCCGGGCAGAGCGGCGAGGCGCAGCAGAGCGACAGCGGACCGGAGGGAGUCGAGAUCGAGAACCUGAUCAUCCCCGAGCUGGUGAAGCUACACUCGAAGAAGAUCACGACGCACCAGAGCAAGGCGUGAGGGUCGGUCGGGGAUGCUGUAUGCAACGGACAUUAAGGGGGAGGCUCUUCGGCGACCGUUGAGAACAGAUGGUCUUUUUCGCAGGCAUGGCGUUGAUUGGACGGAGUGUCCUUCAACGCUCAAGAAUAAAUUAAGCCCUGAUCUGGAUGAGACCGGCACCAGAUUGAAUUCUGAUUGUCGGUGGAGAAAAGCGUCGCGGGUUGUCGUCAUCGCGCGGACGAUCGAGGAGGGACUAGUCCGCGAGUGUACGUAGUUAGUUGUAGCCAGUGUACUCCGUACCACAUAGUUGGCAGGGAGAACCCUUCAGGGGCAACAAUGCAAAUGCCAGAAUUCCUGCAAGUGCAUGCCGGGAGUGAGGAAUCU